AAAUGUAACUGGAGGAGUCGUGCAGAGGUAAAUUACUUUUAACGGCGCAUUUCCUCUUCUUCACCAGCAGCUAAGGUUUAUUCUAUAUAAUUUGAUCACAUAGUUUCAACGUAACAAAUAAGUGAUUAACUACUUACAUAUCGAGAUCCAGAAGCAAAGGGACUUUCUCCGAAAAGCUUUGAAUCAAAACCUCUUUUGCCACAUUCUUCAGCUUUUCUCACUACGCAAAUUCAGUUAUCUGCGCAAAUUGGCGUAUCCAGCGGUGCUUCUCAUCCGGAAAUUGGAUCUGUCGGCGGAGCAUCGGUCAGAUCUAAUCAUUUGAUAUUCGGUCCAAUCAGAACCAACGUGUUGUUGCAACCACCGGUAUGUGUUUAAUUGUGGUUGGUUUCAUGAGCUGAAGCUCAAUUUUAACUAAUCAAGCGUGCAAGCUGCAUCAAUGAUGUUAGCUUUUAUUAUGGUUUGAUCCAGCAAAAGAAAAGGUGGAUUCUAAUUGAAUGUUGCUGUUGUUUAUUACUCCAGAAAAUACGUGUUCAUGUACAUAUAUGCAAUGUAACUAAUUUCCUCGUAUCAGAAUUUUGGGAGAUUUGUUAUCUGUGAUAAGAUCUGGUCGUGCGGAAAUUUUGGCGCAGCUUAAUCAAGUUUGCGAUUACAUUAAUGUGUUCGAUGAUCUGGAUUUCGUCUUGUACUAAUAUCGUGAUAUAUCCUUUGGGUUGAUUUUUCAUAGCCGGUCUUGGGUGGUUGGCUGAUGAAGAACGGGAUGAUAGAGUGCAGUGUCUGUCAUUCCAAAAUAGUCAAUCCAUCCACUAAGGCUGUUUCACGAGCUUAUGACAGACAUAGGAACAAGAUAUCGUCAAAGCAGCGGGCGCUUAACUUUCUAUUAGUUGGUGGUGAUUGUGUCCUUGUUGGUUUCCAGCCUAUUUUGGUUUACAUGUCAAAGGUGGAUGGGCGCUUCAAGUUUAGUCCUAUUAGUGUCAACUUUUUGACAGAGGUUGCAAAAGUUUUUUUUGCAAUCACAAUGCUUUUGUUACAGGCUAGGCAACAGAAAGUUGGUGAAAAGCCUCUUCUCUCACUUUCAACAUUUAUGCAGGAUGCUCGCAACAAUAAACUUCUUGCAGUUCCAGCCCUACUUUAUGCUAUAAAUAACUACCUGAAGUUUACUAUGCAGCUAUAUUUCAACCCCGCAACAGUAAAAAUGUUGAGCAAUUUAAAGGUUUUGGUAAUUGCGGUACUUCUCAAGUUCAUCAUGAAACGUCGAUUUUCAGUAAUUCAGUGGGAGGCUCUUGCUUUGCUGCUGAUUGGUAUCAGUAUAAAUCAACUUAAAUCCAUGCCAGUAGGAACCACUGCUUUGGAUCUCCCCAUUUCAACUGUUGCAUAUAUAUGCACACUGAUUUUUGUGACAGUUCCUUCUAUGGCCUCUGUGUUCAAUGAAUAUGCCUUGAAAAGCCAAUACGACACAAGCAUUUAUCUUCAGAACUUAUUUUUAUAUGGAUACGGAGCUAUAUUCAACUUUCUUGGAAUUCUUGGAACUGUCAUUUUUAAAGGUCCCAACAAUUUCAGUAUAUUGGAAGGACAUUCAAAAGCUACCAUGUUUUUAAUAUGUAACAAUGCUGCACAAGGAAUAUUAUCCUCCUUUUUCUUCAAAUAUGCCGACACGAUAUUGAAGAAGUAUUCAUCGACUGUUGCAACAAUGUUUACAGGCAUAGCAUCUGCUGCUUUGUUUGGCCAUACUUUGACCAUAAACUUUUUGUUAGGAAUUUCAGUGGUUUUCAUUUCAAUGCACCAGUUCUUUUCACCUCUUGCAAAAGCCAAGGAUGAAGAACAAAAUGCGGUGGUAGAAAGAGCAGAUGUACAGGAUAAACAUAGGUCAAGGGAUUCAUCCUUCAUAAAUAUGACUGCUGGAGCCAACGAAGAGGCUAGUCGCCGUGUCGGACCUGAUGAAAGACAACCUCUUCUUCCCACUUGAAAUUAAUCUGUUGGUUGUUUCCUUGGCACCUCUAGCACGACCACGGGAAAGCAUGGGAGAGAAGAUAACACCAUGUUGAUCGCCACAAGCACUGCCACUUCCACAAAAUAUGGUUAGCUGUUAUUCUUCUUUUCGACACACUGCAUCUUCCUAGGAAUAGUUUUGAAAUACAGUAUUGACUAUUGACAACUUAAACUUGUAGAGUAUUGAAAGAUUAUUGCCGCAUGGUUGUCUGCAGGCCUUUACUCGAAUUCCAAAUAUAUUCAUUCAUACACGAUAACAUGUAAAAUGAGUUCUUGUUCAGUUUAUGUAUUGAUUCAUUUUUGUA
Molecule: messenger RNA, 2291 nt
Organism: Salvia splendens (bonfire salvia)
Lineage: Eukaryota; Viridiplantae; Streptophyta; Magnoliopsida; Lamiales; Lamiaceae
Product: CMP-sialic acid transporter 5
Exons: 16
Coding region: 746-1963 (405 amino acids)
Biological process (GO): pyrimidine nucleotide-sugar transmembrane transport
Cellular component (GO): Golgi membrane
Molecular function (GO): pyrimidine nucleotide-sugar transmembrane transporter activity
Source: RefSeq, a predicted model, not a curated record